Molecule: messenger RNA, 2760 nt
Organism: Kwoniella shivajii
Lineage: Eukaryota; Fungi; Basidiomycota; Tremellomycetes; Tremellales; Cryptococcaceae
Exons: 5
Coding region: 1-2760 (919 amino acids)
Source: RefSeq, a predicted model, not a curated record
AUGGUAUCUUCACCUCGAUCAUCAGAUUAUUCAUCUGAGAACCCAUUUGAGUAUUCAACAGCUAGACCACCAACCGGAUUUUCAGCAAUAAUACCAUCUCCUCAUCCGAAUCCACCUAGAGAACCCUUACCUACUAUCCCUCCUACACCUUCGACGACAACGACUGACAACCAGACAUCUUCCAAACAUUACAUUUAUCAUGACGAGCAUGAGUCGAAAUAUGGACCGGAUGAAGCUGAAGUGAAGGCUCUAGAUGAAUCCUAUCAUAGAUCGGACUGGAUGAGUACAGCCCAGACCACAAGUGAUUGGUCAAGAUCAUCUUAUAUACCAACUUCACGUCCUCCUCAAACUGGAAAAUCAUUUUUGACCCCUGGAUGGACAUCAAAGACAACUCCUAAAGUCCAAUUCGCAGAAGAACAGGAAUUAGCAUUUGAUAGUCCAAGUGAAUUUACACCUUUUCAAACUGCUAAGACUACUGCGUCACACGAGCACAACAGGCUCCCUAGAGGUAAACAAAGUAACAAGAAUGAGUGGAAUCACACAGAAGAUACAUUACCCUCUAUAAUUAGUUUCAGCAAUUUGACUAAUUCCAAACCAAAGAUAAGUAAUCCAUCUCAUUCAAUGUCUCCAUCGCAACGUUCUUCGCCGUCAUCGGUACCAAAACCACCAUCAAACCUUGUUCCACCAAGUGUUUCACCAAACAUGGUAACUAGAGAAGAUCAUGAUCCAUUUUCCGAUCCAAUGUCAUCGAAGAGCGAGAUACAUCAAAGAGUCGGUUAUUCAAUCUCCCGGUCUAAUACACCUGAAAGCAAUAUCGAUGCUCAACUUCGACUUCAAGACCGAGAUGCGAAGAAAAGUCGAAAUGAGACUCGCCCUAAAGCCAAUACACAGCAGACUACUUUACUUGAUCCGACAGACCAAAAUAGACUAGGUCGGAUGUCAGUUGCUCCUGCAAGAUACACUCUACCGCAUCCUAGAAGAGAUAAACAACUGAAAUACGAUUCAUCCCUUACUCAGCCUCCAUCUGCUAAUGCAAAGUCAAGUAAAAGAAGACAUGCCCUGGAUCAAGUUGAUAAGAAAGCUCACAAACCCCAAUCCAAUCAUAAAGUCGGCAUGGCGGUCAGAUCCAAGUUGUUAUGGUACCGGAUGAAGACAUCGAAGGUAGGCAAAUCCUACUUGACUUGGAGACCAUUCAUUUCACCUUGUUUAGCCUUGGUAUGCGCUUUGAUCUUAACCGUCUCCAACGGGAUCAGUACCAACUCGCUUAGCGUUUUCAUCAAAAUACCGAAAGAUGUGUUCAAUACGCCACGAACAGGCGCAGGGGAUGUACCGAUCGGUUUAGGUGCUUGGGGAUGGUGUCAAUUGAACAACGAUGAUAACACUAUCUGUCAGAGUUAUACCAAUUCUGAUUUCAUCAGCAAAAAUGGGAAUUUCACUAUUCCUGCAGACUCAUCGCUAGAUACGUUAUCUUCCCUUUUGACAGCUCUAACAAGUCUAACAUGGCUUCUAGCCACUUUUCAAAUCAUGACUGCUUUUUUACAUUUCUAUUUAUUUUUCGCAUUAUCCAUACCAUUUAAUCAUUUAGUAGAAUCAACCUUGCCUCGCCUGUCAACCGGUACUACGCAUGCCAACCAAAGCGAAAAGAAAGAUGAUGUAAUGCCUUACCACGGUACAUCAAGAGCCAAAUCAAAGCUGUCCUCUCUUCAACCGAAGAUUUCGGGAGAAGGAAAAGACCUCGUUGUAGCGGAAGUCGAUUUAAGAGUCAAGUGUGAGAGGAUACCUUAUGAAGGUUAUGAAUGGGUUUGGUGGGCUUGGUGGGGUCACAGAAGGUCACCAUUACAAUCGAUUUUUGCACAUUUAGUAGGUAUUCUGGGGUUAGCAACUUUCGCCGUCACAUGUAAACUUAAGAACGAGAUUACGCAUUCGACCAAUUCUGGUGACAUUGAAUUUGGGAACGGUGCAUAUAUGUCGUUGAUGACUGUUCUAUUCACUCUGGAUACAUUCAUUCUAUCUUUCAUAUACUUGUUCAACUUUAAGUCAAACUUCCAUAUUUUCCUGAACCCACCAUCUCCGUCACCGAGGGUGUUGCUACUUCCACCAUCUGAGAAACCAAUGCAACAUCAUCGACGAACAGGCUUAGCAUCAUUCUUUGCUCCUCAUUCCGCUCCAUUAGGUGGCAGAAGUUCCAACGGCAAGGCAAUUACGAACAGAUCUAGCAAAAGUAAUGCAGCUACCAGUACGGAUGGAAAUACAGAUACAUGGCUUGAAAAUACUCUUCCUACCAAGCCUGAACUGGAUGAAGAGACAGUCAGAUGGUUAUCACUAUAUCCACAAGACAUGGAAUUAGUUCCACUAAUAAGCGGUUUAAGAAUGGGUAAACGUACAAACAAAUCUGAUUUCUUACUGUCCGAAGUUGGUUUAUUGUACUUACGACCUGAUAAUGGUAUUCCCGAACAACAAGCGUUAUUAGUCCCUCCAAAGGGUGUCAUACGGAUUGAAUUGAUUCAAGAUGCUCAUUUUGAUGCACAUCCAGACUAUCCACCUAGUCUUGCAUCUGAAUUCCAAGAAGGUCAGAUAGCGCAUAAUAGAUUGGAGGUUAUGGUCGAUAUUCUAAGUAGUACUUUCUGGUGGAAUGGUAUGGCUAUAGAUUGCAAAGAAUUCGUGGAAAACUGUAAUACUUGUGUUGAAAGAUUGAAAGAUAAAGAAGGUAGUAUACUGUCUUUUCCUCAACUGAAAAAGAACAACAGACCCUCAUACUAA